CGUGUUGUCUGCAGACCUGAGAUCAGUCCGACGGACCCUCCGGUGCUGUCGGGCCCAAAGUCACCGUCACGAUGGCAGACGCUCUGGCGAACAUCCCCGUGGUGGAGAUCGACCCAGAAGGAACCUUUAAGUACAUUCUGCUGAGAGUGAAAGUGAAAGGUGGCGAUGCGCACAAAGACAUAGUCCGCGGCACAAAAAGCGCAGAGUAUCACAAUCACAUCUUUGAGAAGGUAAAUCCAGCUAUGGAGGCCUUGGGGAUGGAGUGUAAAUGCCUCGGAGGAGGGAAGAUCGAGCACAACAGCCAAGAGAAAAAACUCAGGGUGUUUGGAGAAUCGACUGCGUUUGGUAAAGCAGACCAUUCUGUGUCUGUGGAGAAGUUGAAGAGUGCCUUCAGCGACUAUGAGAUCACCUGGUCUGACGACAAAAAAUGACCCCGCGUCUCAUUUGAAAUACCUGCCUUCAUUCAUUAGUUCCAAAACAACCCUCGUGUAAAAGUUUUUUGACUGUACCUUUUUCACUCUUAUUCAAAUUCAAUUUUCCUCCAUUAAUAGAAUGAUUCAUCUCUUGUGUUUUGCUUGGUGCCUGAUUGACUCUACCCAAAUAGAAGGCCGCGUGCCAAGCGUAAAGUCCAUACAGGAAAGGGUGAGCCAGUUGGAAUCGCUAGCAUAUCCUGUUUCUCUGAGGGAAAGUUUGGUGUUAAAAAAAAAGGCAGAGAUGGAUAAGAGGGGCUGUUACCGGCUGUCAUGGUUGAAAGCCUGUGUUUGCAAUGAUAAAACUCCGGCCGAGCUCCACAGGGCUUUACAGAUGGAUACAAGAAUAUAAGCUCUAACAAUGGGAGACAAUAACAAAAACAUUGAUUUUAAAAAAAAAAAAAAAGGCGUGUUCCUAUUUUCUUAAUUUCCAGCUCACAUUGGGCAACCUAAUUGCCUCCAUUAUAAUCAUUCAUUUGUGACGUGACAAUCAAUUUCACACACAUUGUAUAAUUUUCCGGUUUGUAUUCAUUUAUUAAGUGGUAGACCAACAUUAGUGGGAUGGUUUUGUGACACGGCUUAAAUCUACAGCUCAAGUUUUGCGAGUCUGCAUGCCAACAUUUACAAAUAAGCAUUAAGUUUUACAGUCAUUUGAUUGCUAUUGUUUCUAAACCAACGUAGCUGGUGAGAGAGUUGACCUGACGACGGCUUUAAAGAGAAGGUUGAAGGAUUUUGAAAUUCCUGAAUCAAAUUUCAUGAAAUCCAACUGUUGUUGAGAAUUUUAAAUGAAAACCACAAGUAAACUUCAUGGUGUUGCCAGAGGAAACCAAAUCAUGGAUUAACCAAAGUCGUUUUUUUGUUUUGGAGAUAUUUUAAAUCUCGGCCUGCUUCGGAAGGAAAAGUCAGGGGAUCACCAAAGGAUAAGCCGCUGUGGAUCAUUAACGCCAAAAUAUUUCUCUCAAUAGUUGUAUUCCAGUCUGUGGUGAAACAAGUUUAUAAUAUGCAAAUUUACAUACAUACAUAUGUACACAGAUAAAAAUGAAUGAAUCGCAUCAUAAAAUGUUUUACUCUUAA
Molecule: messenger RNA, 1544 nt
Organism: Gasterosteus aculeatus aculeatus (three-spined stickleback)
Lineage: Eukaryota; Metazoa; Chordata; Actinopteri; Perciformes; Gasterosteidae
Biological process (GO): peptidyl-histidine dephosphorylation
Cellular component (GO): cytosol
Molecular function (GO): protein histidine phosphatase activity
Source: RefSeq, a predicted model, not a curated record